GUCGGCAACUCAGGUCCGGCUUUACAUACAUCCGUAUAGCCACGAACGCUAGAACGUUAGCCAUUUGAUUUCAGGAUGGCAAUGCAACAUUGUAGUUCUGUCCGCUCUCGUCACGCUUACGUUCUCUUGACGACGCUAGAUAUGAUUAUUUCUCGCGAUCUCGAUCUACUGUGGAAUUCGUAUGGAAGGCAUCAAAACAACUCGUACAGGACCCAUCGAUCCCAGAUGACCAACAGGGCAGCAACUCUCGCGUAGCUUUUGAACCCCAACAUAAUUUCCGCCAUUCGCAAGGCCAAUCAGCUUUACUCGGCUUCUUCAGUUUAUACGCCAAAAGUUGUGUUUAAGCUGAAAUACUCUGCAAAAUAUUAUUUAUAGGCCGCUAUAUCAUUGCUGAGGUUUGUUUACAGUGCUGACACGGCUUGAAUCAUUAGUCAUUGUAUUGUUGUCGACCUAGCAAAACACCCUCAUGCUCUACUUAUUUUCCUUCAAAUUUCUCUACACUUGUCAUCGACAAAGCUAGAUUUCUAAGCUGAGCGGAGAUCAACCAGGAACCUCUUUAUAUGGUAUGGCGAAGGGCAUGUAAACAGGAAUCAUGGGUUGUUUUUGUCCCGCAAAUCGACCUACCAAGGGUCAGGAAGCUUGGCGGGCGGGCUGACUGGCUUGGCCAUGGGUGACGCCCAGUCUAGGGGGGUCAGAGUAUUGCCGCUCAAUGCUCACCUAAGACUUGGCAGCGCCUAGUAAGCAUCAGAAAACGUUGGGACUUUGUUUUGCUUCUUUCUCUCACUCUCGCUUUGCCCCACCGCGAGCUAACUGCAGCUCUAAUAUAAGAACGGUUGCAGCGGCCGACAACAGCGGACGGAGUCGCUGUUCUCGUCUCUAUGGCAACAUAGCACAACAUCGCUGGCACAAUAUGCUCUACGCGAUCAUUAUCCGCAUACACAGACAGACGCACAAAUAGGUAUAGACCAUACGGCCAAACGGUAGCCUCACAUGAGGCUGUAAGAAGAAAAUGAGCUAAGCGUAGUCGUGAAUUGUGCUUUCGUCGUGGUCGUAAAUGGUUUUUUGCAACAUCUACUGGUCGUAGUACGUUGACGAAAUGUAUACCGGUGACUGUCGAAUUGAAUUGUGUCCAAUCGUCUGCUAGUUCAACGCGUGAAGCGUGAGACAGGAGCGCAUAUUACGGCGACGGCGAAUUAUUCCCAGCGACAGAGUUGAUUCUAGUGAUUGGCAUUAAUUCUUGUCCGAAUUCGUUCUUCCUUCUAAAAUGGGCCUGCUGGCGUUGUUACGGAAGCUGAAGGCUUCGCCUGACAAGGAGCUACGUGUCCUAUUACUUGGACUUGACAACGCUGGGAAGACGACGAUUCUUAAAAAGAUUGCAUCCGAAGAUAUUACACACAUUACGCCCACACAAGGUUUCAACAUCAAAAGCGUGACCACGCAAGGAUUCAAACUUGUGGUGUGGGACAUUGGAGGCCAACGCAAGAUCCGACCGUAUUGGCAGAACUAUUUUGACAGCACUGAUAUUCUUAUCUACGUUAUUGAUAGUGCGGAUCAGAAACGAUUUGAAGAAACGGGAGUUGAGUUAUGCGAACUAAUGCAAUGCGACAAGCUGAUGCGAGUCCCACUGCUGGUAUUUGCCAAUAAGCAAGAUCUCAUGAAUAGCGCCUCUCCACAGGACAUAGCUGAAGGCCUCAACCUGCAGGGCAUCAAGGAUCGGACUUGGCAAAUACAGGGCUGUAGUGCGCUUACCGGAGAGGGUCUUAAGGAUGGUCUCGAGUGGGUAAUCAAGACAGUAAAACCGGUAUCGAAGAGGUAAUAAACAUCAGCGACUGCACACAUAGAUACGCACACACGCACGCGCACACAUACACACACACACA
Molecule: messenger RNA, 1880 nt
Organism: Varroa destructor (honeybee mite)
Lineage: Eukaryota; Metazoa; Arthropoda; Arachnida; Mesostigmata; Varroidae
Product: ADP-ribosylation factor-like protein 3
Molecular function (GO): GTPase activity; GTP binding
Source: RefSeq, a predicted model, not a curated record